Molecule: messenger RNA, 2600 nt
Organism: Nematostella vectensis (starlet sea anemone)
Lineage: Eukaryota; Metazoa; Cnidaria; Anthozoa; Actiniaria; Edwardsiidae
Exons: 8
Coding region: 122-1609 (495 amino acids)
Source: RefSeq, a predicted model, not a curated record
GGGUUUUUUUUUUAAUUAAAACACCACAAGCGCAAGGUAAGACAGCUUCCCCUGUCUUACUAAACCAACCUAUUAUUCCUCCGACAAGUGAACAUUGGUAGUUUUAAAACAAACAGCCUCAAUGCUGGUUGAAUCCAAAAGAAGGUGUCCAGGUCAUCUCGGUAGAGUUAGCGCGGUACUGGUACUUAUCGUGAUACUUCACGUCUUCGCUUCUUACUGGGUAUGUCCAUCUGCACUCAGGCCCAGGCCCAGCCGAGAUAACAUCCGGGACUUCAGAAUGCAAUGGUGCCGCUUGCAGCGAUGGCGAGUGGACUGGGAAGCAAUUCUAAGUCCUUGUGCAGGGAGCAUGCGCUGGGACAUGCGAGCCGCGGUGCGAUCGCAGGCACGGACUAACGCUCAUAAAAGCUUUGUCAGCAAAUGGGAACUUCAGCCGGCAGGUCACUUUAGUCGGUUCUGGAUCCAGUCAGUAGACAUGAACGGGCGGCGAAAAUCAUCCGGGGGAGACACGUGGCGAGUAUACAUCAGACAAGGACCGGCAUCCCUUGCGCCCGUGGUAUUCGACCAUGACAAUGGACUGUACGAGGUACUUGUACUCGUCCUGGAGCCUGGAACCUACACCACCGGGAUCACGCUUGAUUACACGUUAUGCAACGGGCUGCGUGACCCGCCUGAUAAGUUCUUCAUCAACGGAACCAACCAAGGGCUGUAUGUGGAUUACGAUAACCAUAUUUUGGGAGAUAAUUUCGACGAUUUUAUCAAUGAGCCGCUUGGGCGCAAAACCGCCUAUAAGUUUACCAUCCCACCACAAUCAGGCCAAGGAGGUUAUUCUGCGCAUUGUCAAGAUAAGGAAUCCUGCCGUCGUUUAACGGAUACGUGUGGGCUGUCAUGCCGACUACUGUGGGACGGGCACGGUCGGUGGGUUAAUAAUACGUGGAGGCCGUACUCAACAGCAAUGCUACCAAAGCCAAGUUCACGACACAACGGGUAUCUGCUGAACAUCGGAGAUUCAAACGGCAGAAGAUUCUCGAAAUUGGCCUCUACAAGCAAGUUGUGCACGGAAGUAUUCCGCCGCUGUGAUCGGGUCGUUAACUGGGUAUACGAGCAUGAAGACAACAGGCCAAAAAUACCAAAGAACCAAGACUUCCGUCAAGAAGUGCUACUAGAUCAAUUCAGCCAACUAAUGAGUCGAAAGGAGUUUGACGAGCCGAGUGUUUUUCUCUUCAAUUUGGGAACUCAUUAUGCCUUGGCGGUGAGCUUUGGCCAAUUCCAGCAGCUGUUAACUCGGAUUGUAGACCUAGUAAAAGCAAGUUCAAAGCCUCAAAUGGACAUAGUGUGGAGAGGAACCACAAUGCUAGAAAGAGAGAAACUUCGAUUCUUGAGUAAAAAGCGAUUUAACACCACUUUGUUCAGGUUUCACAAUAAUCAGAGAAUACAGCUGUAUCACACGUACUCCAUGGACACAAUGUGCAAGGCGGGCAUCAAAGUGCUAGACAUGUAUCCGCUAUCUUCCUCUUACCCACGGGGGACGACGGACAAUGUUCAUUACGACCUGGAGGCAUUCUCUCCUGCCGUGCAAGCCCUAGAGAUAUAUUACCAGCAUGCAAGAUAACACCAUCACUACCAGCAAGCCAGAUAACACCAUCACUACCAGCAAGCCAGAUAACACCAUUACUACCAGCAUGCCAGAUAACACCAUCACUACCAGAUAACACCAUUACUACCAGCAUGCCAGAUAACACCAUCCCUACCAGAUAACACCAUUACUACCAGCAUGCCAGAUAACACCAUUACUACCAGAUAACACCAUUACUACCAGCAUGCCAGAUAACACCAUUACUACCAGCAUGCCAGACAACUUCCAGCAUGCCAGAUAACACCAUCACUACCACGAUGCCAGAUAACACCAUCACUACCACGAUGCCAGAUAACACCAUCACUACCACGAUGCCAGAUAACACCAACACUACCAGCAUACCAGAUAACACCACCACUACCAACAAACAUCACUUGCUAGUGUAACAAAGGGAAAGGAUUUUGAGAAGACAGAAAAAACACUUUCAAGGCGGAAAAAUAGAUCACUGUAUGUCAUCCAUCACCUUAUGAGACGUUUAUUUGCAUAUAUUACUUUAAAAUCAUUUAUCUCUUUAUAAUCAUGAUAUCACAUAGUGGAAAGGCGAGUUGAUAAACCUACGGUAUAUUUACGCAGGUGAAAAUUUCACGUUACAAAUAAUCAAAUACCACACGAGGAGAAAUGCUAACCAAAGUACAACUAGGUAAGUCAGUGGUGGAUCUAGGAGGAGGGGUGGUGGGGUUUGCAACUCGCCCAUUGAGGAAAAAAACAUGCUAUAAAAAUUCACCUCGAUUUUUCCUACUCCCCCCCCCCCCCCCCCCUGGAACAUUCUGCAGCACCCACCAUGCUAUCAAUCCGUACUUAGCACGCUUAGCUAACGUCAUGUAUAAAAUUCGAAGCUAAUGUAAAAAUUAUCUAUCCCCUGCGAUUUAAUUGGGUUGUUUUUAAUGAAAAAGCCCCGAAUAUAUAAUAGCUUUUAAAAUUAAGAUUUCCUCCAUUUUCUGGAAAGCAGAUAAAUAAGAUUCGCCGA